AUGCUUCGCGCCGUCGCCCUCGUCGCGUGCGUCGCCAGCACGAGCGUCCGCGCGCACGUAACCACCACGAGACAACCGCUCGCGCGUUACGCUUCGUCCGAGCGUGGAUGCACGGCGUCGAGGUCGUUCACGAAGAAAAGUGGUCACCACGUCUGUCGAGCUCGAUUGAAUUCAGUCUCUUCAUCGUCCACCGACGCGUCCGAGCGCGCGUUCGAGGUCCAUCCGGUCGCUGGUGAUGGACGGUGCUUGUUCCGUUCGUUGAGCGUGGCGCGAUCGCUUAGCAUUAGCGGCGAGCGGAUGGACGAGGCGGAUGAGUUGAGAGAGGCGGAUGAACUGCGAACGAGCGCGGUGAAUGAAUUGCUCGAGCGAAGAGACGAGACGGAGUGGUUCAUCGAGGGAGAUUUCGACGAGUACUGCGCCAAGAUGCGCGCUUCCUACGCCUGGGGCGGGGAACCGGAGAUUUUGAUGCUCACCCACGUUCUUGCGAGCCCAAUCGGGGUGUGGAUGGACUCGACUGCUGGUUUGAAGAGAAUCGCUCGAUACGGUGAAGAUGAGUACGCGAGUGAGCCGCAAUUCGACCUGGACGUUUUGUUCCACGGCGGUGGACACUACGAGGCACUCAGGGUGAUCGAAGGAGAGUGA
Messenger RNA from Ostreococcus tauri, 642 nucleotides. RefSeq names its product Ovarian tumour, otubain. The coding region runs from base 1 to 642 and encodes 213 amino acids. Gene Ontology annotation, molecular function: cysteine-type deubiquitinase activity. Gene Ontology annotation, cellular component: nucleus; cytosol. Gene Ontology annotation, biological process: protein deubiquitination; endoplasmic reticulum unfolded protein response. The transcript has a single exon. The record is from RefSeq and is a predicted model, not a curated record. NCBI's taxonomy places the organism in Eukaryota, Viridiplantae, Chlorophyta, Mamiellophyceae, Mamiellales, Bathycoccaceae.